UUGAACAUUAUAAACAAUCAUGUCGGUGUUACAGACGCUUCUUGUCCGCUUACCUUCAUCAGCUUGCACCGGGAUGAGGCUCGCUGUCGGUCGGCUGCUGCUGUUGCGGUGUCUGAACGGAGCACCGGCGGCCUCAGUCAGGAGGUUUGAAGGGUUUCUCUCCACACAGCAGGGUCAACACAGCUCUCAUCACCUAUUACCUGCUGACAGAAAUGAAAACGACCUGAGAAGAAGUCACAGACAAUUUUCAACCAGUCCGACCUUCAGGAGUGAUGCUGUGGGGAAGAUCCAGCCUACACAUUAUCAGCUGGUUUACACAUGCAAGGUUUGCUCCACCAGGUCCAUGCAGAAGAUUUCCAAGCAUGCGUACUACAAAGGGGUCGUGAUAGUGAAAUGUGAGGGGUGUAAAAAUCACCACAUCAUCGCUGAUAACCUCGGCUGGUUCUCUGACCUGGAGGGGAAGAAAAACAUCGAGGAAAUCCUUGCUGCUAAAGGAGAGACGGUGAAGAGGGUUGAAGGAAGCACUGCUUUGGAAGUAGUAUUGGAUGAAUCCAUCAAAGAGUCACAGCGCCGUGAAGACACUGAAACAGCAGACAGUGACCCAAAAAAAAAAUAAUGAUGUGUUUACACUGUGUAUGUAUAUU
This is a messenger RNA of Scomber japonicus (chub mackerel), 644 nucleotides long. It is a transcript of the gene dnlz, whose product is annotated as DNL-type zinc finger. The transcript is spliced from 3 exons. The record is from RefSeq and is a predicted model, not a curated record. Gene Ontology annotation, molecular function: protein-folding chaperone binding; zinc ion binding. Lineage: Eukaryota; Metazoa; Chordata; Actinopteri; Scombriformes; Scombridae. Gene Ontology annotation, cellular component: mitochondrion. Bases 20 to 616 code for a protein of 198 amino acids. Gene Ontology annotation, biological process: protein import into mitochondrial matrix; protein folding; protein stabilization.